AUGUCUUCCCAAUGGUCUAUUCGAUUCCUGAAAACCAAAUACCCUCGACGAUCAAGCCCAAACGAUGUCGUCGACGCUAUCAGGAGGUGGAUUGGGGAGGUAUUUGAGGAGAUUAAUACAUCUGCGCAGAGAAGGGAAGGAGCAGCGCCAAAUGUGAUGAGUUCAGGGACAUUGGUGAUAACUUCAGCUCUUCAUCUCUCUAACAAAACUCACCGAGAUGGAGCACAUCAUAUCGUGCACUGGACGGUUCGGGUGUUCGACUCCGAGGGCUUCUACGUAGGAGGAACUCAUGUGUUCCGACAACAAGCUGCCACAUUCUUGGAUCGCGAUUUAGAAAGCAGGAGAUCGAGGUGGAGGAAUCAAAAAUUAGAAGACGUCCCAUUCGAAGGAAAAGAAACGAUACUCAUAAUAGGCGAUACCCACGACAGUGUUCAAGUCGAUGAACUCAGCGAAUAG
This is a messenger RNA of Psilocybe cubensis, 456 nucleotides long. RefSeq lists its product as uncharacterized. The record is from RefSeq and is a predicted model, not a curated record. The transcript is spliced from 2 exons. NCBI's taxonomy places the organism in Eukaryota, Fungi, Basidiomycota, Agaricomycetes, Agaricales, Agrocybaceae. Bases 1 to 456 code for a protein of 151 amino acids.